Chaetura pelagica (chimney swift) is the source of this 834-nucleotide messenger RNA. RefSeq names its product transmembrane and coiled-coil domains 1 (gene TMCO1). Gene Ontology annotation, cellular component: endoplasmic reticulum membrane; cytoplasm; endoplasmic reticulum. The transcript is spliced from 8 exons. Lineage: Eukaryota; Metazoa; Chordata; Aves; Apodiformes; Apodidae. Gene Ontology annotation, biological process: endoplasmic reticulum calcium ion homeostasis. The record is from RefSeq and is a predicted model, not a curated record. Gene Ontology annotation, molecular function: calcium channel activity. The coding region runs from base 1 to 567 and encodes 188 amino acids.
AUGAGCACCAUGUUCGCCGACCCCCUCCUCAUCGCCUGGGUCUCAGUAGCACAGUCCUUGUUUGUUUCAGGUAUAACUUGGGUGCUGGUGUAUCGAACAGACAAGUACAAGAGGUUAAAGGCUGAAGUGGAGAAGCAGAGCAAGAAAUUGGAAAAGAAGAAAGAAACAAUAACUGAAUCAGCAGGUCGACAGCAGAAGAAGAAAAUAGAGAGACAAGAAGAGAAACUCAAGAAUAACAACAGAGACUUGUCAAUGGUUCGGAUGAAAUCCAUGUUUGCCAUUGGCUUCUGUUUCACUGCCUUGAUGGGAAUGUUUAACUCCAUAUUUGAUGGCCGAGUGGUGGCAAAGCUUCCGUUUAUCCCCCUCUCCUACAUUCAGGGUCUCUCCCACCGCAACCUUCUGGGUGAGGAUUACACUGACUGCUCCUUCAUCUUCCUCUACAUCCUCUGCACAAUGUCAAUCAGGCAGAACAUCCAGAAGAUGCUGGGUCUUGCUCCUUCCCGGGCUGCCACCAAGCAAGCAGGAGGCUUCCUUGGCCCACCACCUCAGGCAGGGAAGUUCUCCUAAAGCACAGAUACAGCCUUCACAGGAGGUCUGGCCAGUGCACAGGACUGCCUUUGGGAGGUGUCUGGAUGGGAUUCUGCACCAGGCUUCAUGUGUCCAAAACCAGCCUAUGCAGUAUUGACCAUGAACUUGGAAACAUCUUCCAUACAGAGUAUUCCACCAGUGGCUGUUUGCUCAUCAAACCAAGGAAGUUCUCAGAAGAUAACUUGACCUUUUUUUUUUUUUUUUUUUCCUCUGGUGUUUCUGAGAAAUAAAUGGCAUGGGCAUGUU